UACCCGCAAUCUCAUCCUAUCCAAUCUGUUUUCACCAUUAACAUAUUGAAAGGUUUAUUUUCAUCAGCACAGGGGUACUACUACAAGGCGAUAAGCACAACCACAAACGACACCUUGAGAUCUCAUCCCUCCAACCGCAGCCGCUCUCUCUCUUCAAAAGACCACGCCCGCUUAACGUUCACCACAAUGGACAUGUCAGGAAUGGACGGGAUGGAUGAUAUGUCCUCUACAUCCUCCAACAUGUCUAUGAGCAUGAAGAUGUAUUUUCAUGGUACAAUAGGAGGUGACAUGCUCUGGUUUGCAUCUUGGAUGCCAUCUUCGGCAGGAGCAACUGUCGGAGUCUGCAUUGGUCUUUUCAUACUUGCCAUCUUUGAGCGAUAUUUAGUUGCUUUCAGACGAGCAUGCGAUGCCGCUUGGAGAAGAGGCCAAGUGGGGUACGUACGUCCUUGCUCCAACGGCCCUCUCAUCUCCUCAUCCGGCAAAUCAACUUCUCUCCCACCUCCCGUCCUCUUCAACCGACGUUCAUCCACGAAAAAGGAGAAAGACGUCUACAACCCCCUUACCCCAUCUGAUUACGCCCUUGAAUCAAACCAAGAUGGUUCAGUCGAACCUGCUACCCCUUAUACUCCUUUCAUCCAUGCUUUGCGUGAGAGUCAAGAGGGUAGUUCCGCUCCGUCCUACGCACAUUCACAGCAAGGUCAAGCCCAAGCACAAGAACCGGGAAUGGGAUGUAAUCCUUGUGCGGAGGGGAGGGUAGCAGAGAUUGAGAGAUGCAAGGAGAAGGCUGUCGAGACGGGUUUAGCUCAUAGCCACUUACCGAAAGCUGUAAGGAGGAGUCUUGAUCCAGGACGGGAAGGUAGGUGGAGUAGACCAUUUCGGCUGGCGGUGGAUGUUCCGAGAGGACUGUUGCAGGCUCUUCAGACGUUGAUUCACUAUCUCCUCAUGUUGGUCGUGAUGACGUUUAAUAUUUGGUGGAUGAUCUCUGUUGUGAUAGGCAGCGGUGUUGGGGAAAUGCUGUUUGGAAGAUUUGGGUCAAGCCAUGUGGGGCAUUAGGGGGUAGGGGGUUGCACGUGUAUGCAUGUUUAUAUGAA
Messenger RNA from Cryptococcus deneoformans JEC21, 1091 nucleotides. RefSeq lists its product as hypothetical. Gene Ontology annotation, biological process: intracellular copper ion homeostasis; copper ion transmembrane transport. Gene Ontology annotation, molecular function: copper ion transmembrane transporter activity. The transcript is spliced from 5 exons. Gene Ontology annotation, cellular component: plasma membrane. The coding region runs from base 187 to 1053 and encodes 288 amino acids. The record is from RefSeq and is a predicted model, not a curated record. NCBI's taxonomy places the organism in Eukaryota, Fungi, Basidiomycota, Tremellomycetes, Tremellales, Cryptococcaceae.